This is a messenger RNA of Fusarium keratoplasticum, 1308 nucleotides long. RefSeq names its product Dol-P-Man:Man(5)GlcNAc(2)-PP-Dol alpha-1,3-mannosyltransferase. The record is from RefSeq and is a predicted model, not a curated record. Gene Ontology annotation, cellular component: endoplasmic reticulum. NCBI's taxonomy places the organism in Eukaryota, Fungi, Ascomycota, Sordariomycetes, Hypocreales, Nectriaceae. Gene Ontology annotation, molecular function: dol-P-Man:Man(5)GlcNAc(2)-PP-Dol alpha-1,3-mannosyltransferase activity. The transcript is spliced from 3 exons. The coding region runs from base 1 to 1308 and encodes 435 amino acids.
AUGCCCACAACCGACACCAUGCCAGAGCCCGCGCCUGGCAUUCUCACCCAAGCCACCCGCUUCGUCCUGGACGUCGCAAACGGCCGACAUGUUCUCUCCAAGUUUGUGCCCGUCGCGCUAUGGCUCGCCGACGCGGUCCUCUGCGGCCUGAUUAUCUGGAAGAUCCCAUAUACCGAGAUCGAUUGGGUGGCCUACAUGGAGCAGGUGUCGCAAUUCGUGUCGGGCGAACGAGACUACACCAAGAUGGAGGGCGGUACUGGUCCUCUCGUCUACCCGGCUGCCCACGUCUACACUUACACGGCGCUGUACUACAUCACGGACGAAGGCAAGAAUAUUUUUCUGGCGCAGCAGAUCUUUGGAGUCUUGUACAUGGCGACGCUGGCGCUGGUCAUGCUCUGCUACUGGAAGGCCAAGGCACCCCCAUACAUCUUCCCUCUCCUGAUUCUCUCCAAGCGACUACACAGCAUCUUUGUCCUACGGUGCUUCAACGACUGCUUCGCCGUCUUCUUCCUCUGGCUCGCCAUCUACUUCCUGCAGCGCCGCUACUGGACCUUUGGCAGCCUCGCCUACACCUGGGGCCUGGGCAUCAAGAUGUCGCUCCUCCUGGUGCUCCCGGCGGUGGGCGUCAUCCUCUUCCUAGGCCGGGGCUUCAGCGCCAGCCUGCGCCUCGCGUGGCUCAUGGCCCAGGCCCAAUUCGCCAUCGGGGUGCCCUUCAUGGCCAAGAACUCGCGCGGGUACGCGGCGAGGGCGUUUGAGCUGUCACGGCAGUUCAAGUUUGAGUGGACGGUCAACUGGCGCAUGUUGGGCGAGGAGCUGUUCCUCAGCAAGUCUCUUGCUCUGCUUCUCCUCUUCCUCCAUGCUACGGUGCUCUUGAUCUUUAUCGCAAACAGAUGGAUCCAGCCUGCUGGUCGGCCUCUGUCGGCCCUGAUCCCGUCCUUCCUCCGGGCCAAGUCCCCCUUUACUCAGCAUGAGGAGCUUCGCAUCUCCAACUCUGUCACCCCACAGUACGUCAUGACGACGAUGCUCUCGGCCAAUGUCAUCGGCUUGCUGUUUGCGAGGUCCCUCCACUACCAAUUCUAUGCCUACCUCGCAUGGGCGUCGCCGUACCUCCUCUGGCGAGCCACGCGCAGUCCCCUCAUCGUGGUGCCUCUCUGGCUCGCGCAGGAGUGGGCCUGGAACGUCUUCCCCAGCACCGUCGUCAGCUCUAUUGAUGUCGUGGGCGUGCUGUUUGCGACUGUCGUGUUGGUGUAUUUCGGGACCGACGACUCGACACCGGAAGUCGAGGAUGUUGAGGCAAAGAAUAAAUAG